Messenger RNA from Cladocopium goreaui, 525 nucleotides. The record is from the annotation of a GenBank genome assembly. NCBI's taxonomy places the organism in Eukaryota, Dinophyceae, Suessiales, Symbiodiniaceae.
AUGCUAGGUGUGGUGGACCCAGAGUUGGAAAAGCUAGCUCGGUACCGGCGGUCCAAGACGGGCAAACGGAGCAACAACGCUUCGCGGGACUUUCACCGGUAUGUCCACAGAGAUGAGAAGGUCUUCCCUGUAAAGAUUUCGAAAGCUAGAUUUCCAAUCAAGAAGAAGAUCCCCAACAAAUCUGGUCGACGAAUCUCGAAGCAGGAGUUGGUUGAUUACCCCUUCAUCGCUUUGUCUUCCUGGAUGGAGAGUAUCCUUCCAUCGUACCCUCAUUUCUUCUUGGGUGGUCAUUUGCUGGGCCAAUGUCAUGCCUAUGGGGAUAUGCUGGAGGAUUACUGGAACAAGUUUAGGGCCAUUGAGCCCCACCACCCCAUCUUUCAAGACAAGUCCGUCAAUGACAGACGGAGGGCUAUACCAAUCGCAGUGCAUGGCGAUGAAGGGAGGGGCCUGAACAAAGCAUUCGUUCACUACGCGGCUCCUUGCUUCCCUGAUGCCUGCAACUUGGUAUGCGCCAAAGGAUGCUAG